Pleurotus ostreatus (oyster mushroom) is the source of this 1152-nucleotide messenger RNA. It is a transcript of the gene GPI8, whose product is annotated as glycosylphosphatidylinositol anchor biosynthesis. Gene Ontology annotation, molecular function: GPI-anchor transamidase activity. The record is from RefSeq and is a predicted model, not a curated record. Gene Ontology annotation, biological process: protein localization to cell surface; proteolysis; attachment of GPI anchor to protein. Gene Ontology annotation, cellular component: GPI-anchor transamidase complex. The transcript is spliced from 6 exons. Lineage: Eukaryota; Fungi; Basidiomycota; Agaricomycetes; Agaricales; Pleurotaceae. Bases 1 to 1152 code for a protein of 383 amino acids.
AUGCUCUUUGCAGCUCUCCUCUUCCUUCUUUGUUUCUUUGACUUGGCCUCGGGAAUAAACGCGCACAAUGUGUCGCAGGACGAGAUAUUGCAGAAUUUCUACAGCCAAGGGAACAACCCGCAAGGCCACACAAAUAACUGGGCUGUGCUCGUAUGCGCUUCCCGUUAUUGGUUCAACUACCGACACAUGGCGAAUGCGUUAGGAAUGUACCGAACCGUCAAACGCCUGGGUAUCCCGGACUCAAACAUCAUCCUCAUGCUAGCAGACGAUGCUGCCUGCAACCCGAGGAACAAAUUUGCUGGUUGUGUCUAUGCGAACAAGGGCCGUCAUUUGGAUCUGUAUGGCGACAAUAUCGAAGUGGAUUACCGGGGAAACGAGGUAACAGUUGAGAACUUUAUUCGAGUCUUGACUGGUCGUGUCGCUCCUUCGAUGCCGCGUUCGAAGCGUCUUCUUACCGAUGCCAACUCGAAUAUAUUCGUCUACAUGACCGGCCACGGUGGCAAUGAAUUCCUGAAAUUCCAAGACAACGAAGAGAUCAGUGCCUUCGACAUUGCCGACGCAUUUGAACAGAUGUAUCAGAAGAAACGGUAUAACGAGAUAUUCUUCAUGAUCGAUACAUGUCAAGCGAAUACCAUGUACUCCAAAUUCUACUCGCCGAAUGUCCUGGCAACAGGGUCAUCGGUCUUGGGUGAGAACUCGUACUCCCACGAGAACGACUACGACAUUGGUGUGGCCGUAAUAGACAGAUACACGCACUACGUCUUGAACUUUCUCGAAGGUGUGAACAAGACGAGCCAGACAACGAUGCAAGACCUAUUCAACUCGUAUGACGUUGACAAGAUUGGGUCACACCCGGGAGUCCGCAGCGAUCUGUUCAAGCGGCGUGUGGACGAAGCGCUCAUAACCGACUUCUUCGGAGGAGUGGCUCAGGUACAACUGGACGCCACAGAUGACGCCUCGAGGAGGGCCUUUGUCCCUGCCGACAGUUCAUUAUCACCGUCGGACGAAAGAACUGCAAUUAGGCCCGAUCUACCAGCAGCGCCAUAUCAACUUAUCGAGACACAACAGCCCGAAAGUCUUUUGCGUCGUGUACAAACAUGGAGUGCCUUGUGUAUUGUUGGUUUCCUUUGUAUGAUUUGCUUGAAGUCUUGA